This is a messenger RNA of Drosophila kikkawai, 1633 nucleotides long. RefSeq names its product retinoid-inducible serine carboxypeptidase. The record is from RefSeq and is a predicted model, not a curated record. Gene Ontology annotation, biological process: proteolysis. Lineage: Eukaryota; Metazoa; Arthropoda; Insecta; Diptera; Drosophilidae. Gene Ontology annotation, molecular function: serine-type carboxypeptidase activity.
UAAUAUUAAAUUAUAAUUAUUUAUUUUCAUUUAUCAUAGUUGUUUUACGUGACUAAAACUACCUUUCAGAAUUUAUGUCCGAAUUUUACAGGGUGUUUCUCCGAAUGCAGGGGUCAAGCACCAAACAACUUUCCUACAUAUGUAUACCUCUCAGCAGAAACAAAGAACAUCAAAUUUUCAUGGUCAAAUCUCGACCAUUCGAACGCGAAAUGGUGUCCGAUCCAGACCAAUAAAUAGACGAAAUUCCAAGUGCGAAGACUCCAGUAAUUGGCGGACACACCUUUGAGAAUGUGGUUCGGUUUCCUGGCUAUUGUGAGUCUCUUCUUAGGGGUGCCCUGGACGAGUGCUCGACGGGGCUUCGGACCCGGGGAGCAGGACUGGGGCUACGUGGACGUCCGUGAGGGAGCGCAUAUGUUCUACUGGCUCUACUACACCACAGCCAACGUGAGCACCUACACGGACCGUCCUCUAGUCCUCUGGCUGCAGGGCGGGCCAGGAGGCGCCUCCUCCGCUCUGGGCAACUUCCUGGAGCUGGGACCAGUGGAUGUGAAGGGUGAACCUCGCGAAGGCAAUUGGGUCCAGCACGUGAACCUUCUCUUCUUGGACAGUCCUGUUGGCGCGGGCUUCAGCUACGUGGACAACUCCAGCCUGCUGGUGACCAACAACGAGGAGCUGACGGACGACCUGAUGACCUUCAUGAUGCACUUCUACAAGCGACACAGCGAGUUCAAAAAGGUUCCUCUGCACAUCUUCUCGGAGAGCUACGGCGGCAAGAUGGCACCUGCGUUGGCCAUUCGCUUGGAUAAGGCCAUGAGUCUAGGUGAGUUGGCAGCGCCAGGAAUACUGAGAUCGGUCACCAUGGGCAACCCCUGGAUAUCGACCCGACACAUUUGCCGGGAACACUCCAAGUACCUGUUCGUGAACGGGCUGAUCGACGAGGACGGAGUGGCGCAGAUUGAUGCUCAGGAGGAACGCAUUCUCAGCGCUCUCAAGAUGCAUGAGUUCGAGAAGGCCACGGAUGAGUAUCUGCAGUGGUUCGGUCUUAUGCAGAACCUCACCGGGGAGGUCUUCAUGUACAACACGCAGACCCACGUGGACCCGUCCGAGGACCGCACCUACGGCUAUGGGGAUGACCUGGUCCAAUUCAUGCAGGAGGAUGUGGGUGAGGCUCUGCAGAUUAACGGCAGUAUCUUCGCAGCGCAGGUCAUAGAGGUCUUCGGCGCCUUGCACGGGGAUCGCCUGCAAUCGGAUAUGAUUACGAUUCCACGAUUGCUGAACGAGACCUCCGUGACGGUAAAUAUUUAUUCCGGGCAGCUGGAUGCCCUGGUUCCCACCUCAGCCACCUUGGCUUUGAUCAAAGACUGGGUCUGGGCAAAUAAGAGCGAGUACCUCCAGGCUAAUCGUACUCCCAUCGUGAUCGAGGGCAGAUUGCAGGGCUACGAGAAAGUCGGCGGCAAGUUCGGGAUGUACUGGAUCAACCGAUCGGGUCACCUGGCGCCCGGAGACAACCCGACGGCCAUGCAGUAUGUCUUGAGAGCCGUCACGCAGUAUCAAAGCGAUUCCUCCGAGUAAUGUGUUAAACGUGUGUUAGUAUUUUUUAAGCUGCUCGAAUAAACCAAAGUUGUUAGUUGAA